AUGCGUAAAAAUACAACUCAAUGCGACCUUUUUGCCAUUCUCUACCUCUAUCUGCCCCUUGCUUUCGAUUAUGGAAACGUGCGCGUGCUUUGUGCCACUGGUUGGACGAUUUCUCUCGAGGGCGUGCGCGUGUCUCUUCGACUUGGAGAUGUCCCCAUGUGCUAA
Messenger RNA from Echinococcus granulosus, 165 nucleotides. RefSeq lists its product as hypothetical. Bases 1 to 165 code for a protein of 54 amino acids. The record is from RefSeq and is a predicted model, not a curated record. The transcript has 2 exons. Lineage: Eukaryota; Metazoa; Platyhelminthes; Cestoda; Cyclophyllidea; Taeniidae.